UCUGAGGGAGUUGGAGGUUGGCCCUUCUGUGGUGAUAGGGGAUGUUCCUCAGUGGUUACUCCUAGAUCCUGUUGUUGAACUAACCUUGGUAGAGAAAAGAAAAGAUAGGUCAGAAAUCAGUGAUAUAGGGAAACUGGUUGACAAUUACAUUGGUAUUAGUUUUUAUGCAUUUUUACGGCUUUUCACAGAUGGAUCCAAGGACCCAGAUAGUAGGUGCACAGGAGCAGGUGUUUACGUUCCUAAAUUUGAUGUGCAGAUGUGUAGAAGACUAACAGAUGAACUGUCAGUAUACUCAGUUGAACUGUGGAGGAUGUACAACCUGUCAGAAUUAUAGUAUGCUCAGAUUCCCUAUCUGUAUUGAAUAGUUUAUCAUCUGGCAAAUCGAAUAGGAGUGAUGUACUAUUGGAGGCAUUAAUAUUAUUAUGGAGAAUUGAGAACCUAGGUAUAGUAGUGAGAUUCUGCUGGGUCCCAGCCCAUUCGGUUGUGGAAGGGAUUGAAAUUGUAGACCAGAUAUUAAUGUUCCACUGGGUAGAGGUGAGGCCAAAUGUAAGAUCAAAGCCAUUUUGAUUGAUGUGUGGCAGAAGAGAUGGGACUCAGACCAAGUGUCAGCAUUUAUAUGCCCUCCGAAGAAAAGUCGGUGGACCAAGAUUCAAAGGUCAGAUUAGGAAGGAAGAGGUGGUUUUUGCCCGAUAGCGCCUAGUACAUUACAUCUGAUUGCCAAGCAUGUGAAUGGUUUGUGUCUGAAGUGUAUGGUCGAUGUAUAGGGUUAUUGAGGCUGAACGGGGUUUGGAAGGGAUUUGGAGGAUGGGGGAGGGUCUAUUUUAACUUAGUAGGGCUCUUUUUUAUUUUCUUAGAAUUUCUUAGGUAGGAGGAUUUAGAAAUGUUGAGCUAAUGUUUGUUUGCGGACCGCCAUGAUAUCAUAGAAGAAGUAAACAGAGGUCAGUGAUGGCAGAAGUGAAUACCGAGUUUGAAAUGAAAAGUGCUUCGAGUGGAGUUGAAGGAGAGGAAUGGACAACAGUUUCUUGUUGGGAUGAGAUUUUUUGAUGAUGGUGAUGUUUAUCUGGGAUAUCCGUUCGGGGUCUCAAAGAGGGUGAAUCGUAUGUUGGUAAAAGUUCAAUCAGAGUGACCAGGAGUGGGCUUAAUUCAUUUUGUGUCUGAGGAACAGAGGGAGAGGGCAGUGGGUCUCACAAGAAUCGAGUCACCUGAAGUAUCGUGCUUUGAACUCCGGAGUAGGGUGUCUCCAGGGUGUCAAUGGAAGUUUAGGAGGAAAACCUUGUGACAGGAAUCCCAGGUGUGGUUAGUGCCCAUCGCUUGACCUGCAUGGUGGAAAGAAGAUUGGAAGAAAGUUAGUCGGUUCUAUUGUUUUUUGAUGAUGAGCACCUCCCUACGCAUGUGAAGCUGGGGUAUAUGAGUUACGCAGCAAGAGCUUUUAUCACCAAAACAUUAGUGUAAAAAUUGUAUAGGAUAUGGCCAUGUUUCAAGUGUGUGCAGACGGGUGGAGUAUACAGAUCGGAGUGAAGAAUGGCCUUGUUGCAAUUGUGGUUGGGAUCAUGGCCCAGAGUUCGUGGAGUGCCCUGUAAGGGUGAAGGAGGUUGAGGUGGCAAAAGUUAGGGCGGUACAUCAGAGCUCCUAUGCGGAGGCAAUCAAAAUAAUUGAGUGAGCAAGUGAAGUUGAAGAAAUGGUACUGUAGUUGAUGCACCAAUGCUCAUAGUCAAUAGGCCUAUUUGUCAACCAAGAGAACCAGACUUGCUGUAUGUAAAAAAAAAAAAAAAAGUGGAUUUUGUGGCUUUCAUUGCAGCUGUGAAACUGCACAGCUCAAGUAGAAAGGAACUCAUUGUGGCUGCAGCAGGAAAAGUAUCUGGGUCUUUAGUAAUUCACACCGGAAGAUUUACAAGGGUUAUUGCUGACUGAGCCUGUGUAGGGAUCAGACAUGGAUUGCUGAUUUAAACAGAUGAAGAAAGGAUCAUGUUGAGAGAUUUUCGGGUAGUCAGUAUUUUUAUCCAAAUUAAUUUAGUAUUUUGUGAUGUUUUAUUUCAUUCCGCACAGUUGGUGGCGACAAUACACCUUUUGCGUGUAGUUCGACAUAAAACCCAAAGAAGAAGUGUAACCGGAAAAGAACAGCGACCAAGAACAAUUUCCACGUUAGAAUUGUUGUUAUUUAUACGUUUAUUAACACCAUGGAACUCAAAAUGAACAAUUUAACUGCACAACAUCACAUACUUACAGCACUUGGUUGACAGAUGUUAUCUAUUAUCGAGGUAACGCUAGCCAGCUAGUUAACGCAUAACAAUAGCAAACAGUAUGGUUUUUCACACUCAAAUAGCCUCCAUCAUGGAGGUGCUAGCGAAUGCAGCUGUGGCAGAGAUCUGUAAACUCGUAGACGACGACUAUGCAGUGUUUCGUUUGGAAAUAACUCAAAGCCAGAAAGAAAACAGGGCAUUGCGGAGGAAACUACAGCUACUGGAACUGAAGGUGGCACGAGAGCGCGUCCUCACCAGUCGUCCCAGUAGUGUCAAGAUCCUCGACCGCUACAGAGGAAUGGCGAGAGGUGAAGGACAUCUCACUGGAGGCCACAGGAGCUUUGUGAAGCCAGCGGGACACAAUACAUGGAGAGAUGAUCAACCAAUCACUGUUGACGAUGGGAGUGGAACCUCAACCCAGCACGUUAUCGUGAUAGAGUCUGCAGAUGCAAAGGCUGCUGGUCCUGGGGUCAAGCAGGAGAGGACUGAAAGAGAGGAGGACCCACAGCAAAGCAGAGACAUCCAGACUGGACCGACUGGAACACCCCCUGUAGCCACGGAGGACACUGCCCCAGCGCCAUCCAGGACCCAACCCAGCAUCACGGAGGUCUGUGGAACGCCAAACGCUGUCCUCAAGUCGGAGACGGACACUGAGACUUUAACUGUAACACACAGGCUCUUACACACAGGAUCUGACCACAGGUCAGACCCAGAGAGACUGGGGCUGGGGCCACUGGGCUGUGCUCCUAUUCCCGGCUCAGAAUACUUACCGAUAUUUCACCAGGUCCAGAGGACGGUUCAUUCCCGUGGAGAUGGUGAGGUGUUAUUCACUGGCGUUGAUGACCUGUCUUGUACUUACGCUACAGAGAUGGACCCUGGCAACGUAUCCUUGGAUUUAGAGACACAGACUGAUCUGUCUAGAGGGGACUGGAACCGGUACAGUAGUAGUGUAUACUCUGAAGGGUGCCUAGAUAAGAAAGGAGAGGUUAUAGUGGUAGAUGAGGUGACUGUGAAAGUGGAGGGCGACACUCCUCCAACAUGGAAUGCAGAUAGUCACCUAGGAGACGGACACUCACAAGGCAGAGAUUUCUUAGAUUACAGGAAAAGCUUAGAGACAAAUACAAACGUCAUCCACCCGUUCCGGGAUCGCGACCCAGUGUCCACGUCAAUGGGGCCUUCUGAUUCACACGGCUGCGCCCUUUUGGAUCAGGCGUUGAACUCAAAAGACAGGGCUAGAGCCCAGGCUCUGGGAGGGGAAGCAACAUCAAGCAAAAAACAGGGGGUGAAACCCUUUAGCUGUACCCAGUGUUCUAUGCGCUUCGCCCAGGCUGGCAACCUGAAGAGGCACCAGAGGGUCCACACAGGGGAGAAACCCUUCAGCUGUACCCAGUGUCACAUGUGUUUCGCCCAGGCUGGUGACCUGAAGAGGCACCAGAGGGUCCACACAGGAGAGAGACCUUACAGCUGCCCCCAGUGUGAGAAGAGGUUCUCCCACCAGCACCAUCUGAAGAUGCACUUGAAGAUCCACACUGAAUCGAGGCUGUUCGCCUGUACGCACUGCGGGAAGAGAUUUUCAGAGAGGAGCUACCUCAGGAUACACCAGCAGAAAAACCAUUCCACUCUAUAACAUAGAAAGUAACCAUUUGACUCGAUAGCUUCUGACGUUUAGAUCAAACCCUGCAUUAAAAGAUUAACUUUCA
Salmo salar (Atlantic salmon) is the source of this 3940-nucleotide messenger RNA. RefSeq lists its product as uncharacterized. The record is from RefSeq and is a predicted model, not a curated record. Gene Ontology annotation, biological process: regulation of gene expression. Gene Ontology annotation, cellular component: nucleus. Lineage: Eukaryota; Metazoa; Chordata; Actinopteri; Salmoniformes; Salmonidae.